CGUUAGAAAAAAAAUGUGUUUCUCUUAGGAUGCUUGGACCUUUCCUGAUGAGAGAGCCAAAGAGUUCAUGCGAAUUGCAGCAAACACAUACCUUGUAUGGCUUAAAAUCGAUUCAUUUUGCGACGUUUGAAGUAGUAGCAACGUUAGCAUGUAUCUGAACAAUGGCAGAGAAUUUUUUAUAAAUUUUGCAUACGCUCGCGCGCAUUUACACGAGACAUUUUUUACGAGACACGUUAUUAACACAUUUACAGUCAGGAUAAGUCCCAUAUAUGUGAUCGAGUUGUUGUUCUUCGCCAUCUUCGGUCAGACGACACACGAACAAUUGAAGGAAGAAAGUUACCAGCCCGAUUGGACGAAGGUCUUCUUCAAGCUCGCCUUCGGCAUUUACAUGUUGGUGUCGGUGGUGGUGCUUAUUAAUCUCUUGAUCGCCAUGAUGAGCGAUACCUAUCAGCGGAUACAGGCUCAGUCAGACAUCGAGUGGAAGUACGGAUUGAGCAAGCUUGUUCGAAACAUGCACAGGACCACCACAGCACCGUCCCCGCUAAAUCUCUUCUCUACAUGGAUCACGUACUUGUGCAAGCUCUGCAAGAAACGCUUCACCAAGAAACAACAACGGCCCUCUCUGAUGCACCUGAUGACCGGUACUCGCAUGUCCCCUCGCUCUAGAAUGGGGGCAAAAUGGCUGUCCAAAGUGAAGGGCAGACAAAUCGGGCACAAGGACAGUGUCGCCUUAUCGGUCACUCAUCUAAGUCCACUUGGGAGCCAAUUGUCCUUCAGUAACACUGCUAAGAUCGAUAACGUUGUCGACUGGGAAGUCGUCAGGCGCAAGUACAGGGACUUGUACGGCGAGGAAGACGAGGAAAAAUCAGAAGAGAACAAGGACUCGACGGAGACGAAUCCGCUGGCGGCCUUGGAGGGAUCGAACAACAAGAAAUCGAAGCUGCUUGGUGCUUGAACGUCAAAAGAAAAUACUGGAGAAGGAGAUUUAUUCACCGACAAUAUUCUAUAUAGCUCUCGCGCCAGAAAGAGAAAAGGAUUCUCGCUUUCGCGGAUCCGCCGCUUUAAAUGCGCUGCUAAAACGCAUACAUUUAUGUACUUGUACAUAACGCGUGAAGACCCUUGUCAAUACUUUUGAAAUAAACGCCUAAUUCGAUCUUGC
This is a messenger RNA of Formica exsecta, 1159 nucleotides long. RefSeq names its product short transient receptor potential channel 6-like. Gene Ontology annotation, cellular component: glycosylphosphatidylinositol-N-acetylglucosaminyltransferase (GPI-GnT) complex; membrane. The coding region runs from base 149 to 955 and encodes 268 amino acids. Gene Ontology annotation, biological process: calcium ion transmembrane transport; GPI anchor biosynthetic process. NCBI's taxonomy places the organism in Eukaryota, Metazoa, Arthropoda, Insecta, Hymenoptera, Formicidae. The transcript is spliced from 2 exons. Gene Ontology annotation, molecular function: calcium channel activity. The record is from RefSeq and is a predicted model, not a curated record.